AUGAUCUAUGACCAAUUUCUCAUCGUCGACUGCCCAAAGGCAUAUAACGUCAUAAUUGGACUAACAUCACUCACUGAAAUCAAAGCGCACUUGUCCCCCCACAUGUUGCUGAUGAAGUUCCCGACUUGCAAUGGCACAAGCGCUGUCCGAGGGGACCAACUCAGCACGCGGACGUGCUAUGCAACGGCGCUAAAAUCAGUAGCUUCUAAAUCUCCGAGGGAGACUAUGUCUGUCCAAGGGGCGUCGAACGAUAACGGGCCCAUUGACGACCCAAGGAAAAAAAACCCAACGCAUAAGCGCAACCUGCCGAAGAACUAG
Messenger RNA from Prunus armeniaca (apricot), 318 nucleotides. Lineage: Eukaryota; Viridiplantae; Streptophyta; Magnoliopsida; Rosales; Rosaceae. The record is from the annotation of a GenBank genome assembly.